GCAGUAAUAAGUUCGCUGGACGGGGGCAUUUUGCGUCUUAUCAUCCACCAACAUGUUCUCGUCCCUGCAGGUGCUAUUAGGCCUAUUCACAGCAGCUUGGGCUCUCUCGCCCCCUCUGGUUUUGCAGGAUAGCGUGCAUGGUCAACUGAACCAACUGGACGAUGUUAAAGUACCCGUUGUGCUGGGUGUCAUGUCUCGUUGCCCAGAUGCAAUGUUAUGCGAGUCUGUGUUCAACCGUGUAUUGCAAAGGGUUGGAAGCAAAGUCGACAUAUCUUUGACAUUCAUUGCCAAACCCAACACUUCUGAGCCAGUAUAUGGCGUUACUUGCAUGCAUGGCACAGAGGAAUGCGCAGGCAAUGUCCAAGAACUCUGUGCUGCCAAAUACUCAUCUACUUCUGGUUGGUGGGACUUCCUACAGUGCCAGAACUUCCAAGGCAGAGAGAAGAUUGGAACACCUGAAACUGCGUUGAGCUGUGCCAAAGCCGCCGGUAUUGAGUGGGAAAACGGUCCAGCAGGCCAGUGUGCGGGCGAAGACGGGCAGGGGGAGGAAGGGGUACGGCUUCUACAGGAAAGUGUUCAGAACACCAUUAGCAUGGGAAUAACCAAAAGCUGCACAAUUAUGAUCAACAACGAAAAGGUUUGCAUCCGUGACGGAACUUGGUACGAAUGCGAGGGAGGACAUGCUCCAACUGACUUUAUUCGCCAAAUUAACGAAGAAUACGAGAGACUCAAUAGCGAUGACUGAAGCCCCAAAAGAAGGAUUCUGAUAUGACGAAACUUCAUAGGAGAGGAUGAUUUAUGCAGGAGGAGUAUAUGUAUUGAUGAAUAGCGUGCUCGACAACGAUGAAUUAACCACCGAGGAUUAAUUCAUAUACGAUAAUUACUAGAUUCAGACCUAUCAGUGGUACUAAUGUACAUAUAGUCGUAAGCAUUUGUUCCAUAAAGAUUGAGAGAGACU
Serpula lacrymans var. lacrymans S7.9 is the source of this 958-nucleotide messenger RNA. RefSeq lists its product as uncharacterized. NCBI's taxonomy places the organism in Eukaryota, Fungi, Basidiomycota, Agaricomycetes, Boletales, Serpulaceae. The record is from RefSeq and is a predicted model, not a curated record. Bases 53 to 745 code for a protein of 230 amino acids. Gene Ontology annotation, molecular function: oxidoreductase activity, acting on a sulfur group of donors, disulfide as acceptor. The transcript has 4 exons.